Messenger RNA from Cooperia oncophora, 1368 nucleotides. The record is from the annotation of a GenBank genome assembly. NCBI's taxonomy places the organism in Eukaryota, Metazoa, Nematoda, Chromadorea, Rhabditida, Trichostrongylidae.
AUGCUAUUUUUAGAUGACGAUGGAGGUGAACCCAUCGAGUAUUAUGAAGUCGAGAAGUUGGACACGGACACAGGACGCUGGGUACCUUGCGCAAAGGUGAAAGACACUAAAGCUCACAUUGACGGACUGAAGAAGGGUCAGACCUAUCAGUUCAGAGUGAAGGCAGUGAAUAAGGAGGGCGCAUCAGAUCCUCUGACUACAACAGAAGCAACCAAGGCGAAAAAUCCUUACGAUGAACCUGGAAAACCGCACACCCCAGAAGUGACUGAUUGGGAUGCCGACAGGGUUUCUCUGGAGUGGCAACCACCAGAUUCUGAUGGAGGAGCUCCUAUCACUCAGUACAUCAUUGAGAAAAGAGGAAAGCACGGACGCGAUUGGCAGGAAUGCGGAAAGGUAUCCGGAGAUGAAACUACUGCCACGAUUUUGGGAUUAAAAGAAGGAGAAGAGUACCAAUUCCGAGUGAAAGCUGUUAACAAAGCUGGUCCUGGAGAGGCGUCCGAUCCAAGCCGAAAAGUUAUAGCCAAGCCCAGAAAUCUGAAACCGUGGAUUGACCGCGAAAAAAUGAAGACGAUGACAAUCAAGGUAGGACACGACAUCGUAUUCGACGUGCCUGUCCGUGGUGAACCUCCUCCACAGAAGACGUGGAUGUUCGCAGAUAAACCGAUUGAUGAAUCCAAGGUCAAGACUACAAGACCAAUUUGGUGCUUCGAAAUGCAACUCGCGCUAAUGCGGGGAAGUACACACUUCACUGCGAAGAACGCAAGUGGUAUGGACACCCACAGCGUUGACGUCAUUGUUCUCGGACGACCAAGCGCUCCAGAAGGACCUUUGGAAGUCAGCAAUGUGUUCGAGGAUAAAUGCGAUUUGGCAUGGAAGCCACCAGCGGACGACGGCGGACUGCCGAUUGACCAUUACGAUAUCGAAAGGCUAGAUGAAGCCACUGGCAGAUGGGUACCAUGCGGCCGUGCCGAAGGCACCAAAGCCACCGUCACCAAUCUGCAACCGGGACAUCAGUACAAGUUCCGCGUUCGAGCUGUGAACAAAGAGGGCGAAUCUGAUCCACUGGCAACUGAUCAUUCUAUCCUUGCCAAAAAUCCUUACGAAGUUCCUGGAAAAAUGGACAAGCCUCAAGUAACUGACUGGGAUAAGGAUCAUGCUGAUUUGGAAUGGAAACCACCAGCAGACGAUGGUGGUGCACCAAUCGAGGAAUAUGUGAUCGAGCAAAAGGACAAGCAUGGACGAUGGGAACCAGUGAUGACUGUCCCCGCUGAUAAAACUACGGCUACUGUUGGAAAUCUGAAAGAAGGCGAAGAGUAUCAAGUUCCGUGUCAUUCCCAAGAACAAAGCUGGCUUGGGCGAACCUUCUGA